AUGGAAAUAGAGAAAAGAAGGAAGAUGGAUUCCUUCACAUUCACAGAGGAUAUCUGGACGGUUAUACUUGCAAGAUUACCGAUUAAGAGCAUGACCACUUCCAAAUUGGUUUGCAAGCAAUGGAAAUCAAUCAUCGAAUCUCCGUUUCUCCGCGAGCUUUUUCUCGCUCAUCAUCAAAACUCGCACUCUUCAUGGUCUCUCAUGUUGCGUAAUCAUUCACCUAAAGAAGUCGUGGCUCACUACGGAUGCAAAGUCUGGGGUCUUCAACGAUCGCUUGGCUCUUACGUCUCCUCUCUCAUAACCGCGAAAUUCCACAAUCAAAACGUUAGAGUCUUGGCUUACACGGAAGUCGGUUUAAUAUUGAUUUGUGUGAUCACAUCAUCUAACCCUUGGACUCGAAUUCCAACCUAUUACGUGGCUAAUCCGGUUUCAGGACAAUGCGUCAAAAUCCCUCCUCUUCCUGAAUCUUUUCAUUCCAGUCACGCCGGGCUUGUCACAAGAACCGAAAACGGCGUCGUUUUGAGUUACAAAGUUGUUCUGAUUGAUACACCGUCUAAAGAUUCCAAUUCCCAUUUGCUUGAACGGAAGUGCUUGAACGGAAGUCUUCACUGGCUUGGUCGCAGUCUUGAUGGUCAAGAAGUUGUUGUGUCAAUCGAUCUCUACGGUUCUUGUGAUCAUCCAUACCGAGUUAUACCUUUCCCUGACUCAGAAAAAAAAAUGAAUUUCAAGAGAUCUUGCACAACUUCUCAAGGAAAUCUCAUGUAUAUGAACAUAGCCUCUAUUUACAACUAUGAUGAAGGUGCAAUGGAGCAUAAGUUAAAGGUAUGGAGGUUAAAGAUCGGUGAAUGGCAGCUAGUAUCUGAAACUUCCCCGGGUUUAAGCGGCAACUAUUUAGAUUAUUCGCCGCUCUUCGUGCACCCUUUUGAUGGUAAUACAAUGUAUAUGUGGAGCGAGAUGUAUAAAACUUUGGCAUCUAUCAACUUACGCAGUGGUAAAUCUACGGUUUACAAUGAGUUGGAACGUAGCAGAAACGGUCAGACUCUGAGUUCUGUUGGAUGCAAGAGAAAGUUUCUUGUUCUCUCAGCAUCAUUUUUUUGGAUGUUUGUUCUUCCGCGGUGGCUGUAUAGGAUCCCUUGCACUUCCGAAGUGGCUGAGAAGACGUCCAGUGGAAAAAAUUUGAAGAUGAAGAUCACAACUUAA
Molecule: messenger RNA, 1200 nt
Organism: Eutrema salsugineum
Lineage: Eukaryota; Viridiplantae; Streptophyta; Magnoliopsida; Brassicales; Brassicaceae
Product: F-box protein At3g28330
Exons: 2
Coding region: 1-1200 (399 amino acids)
Molecular function (GO): protein binding
Source: RefSeq, a predicted model, not a curated record